AUGGCGGAUCAAUUGAAGGACCCUCUGCCAACCUUCGUUGAGGACUUUGGCAACGACGAGCGCAUCUCCUUCUCCAAGCUCGAUAACAAAUACCUGGCCGUCCUCGACGACGGCACCGAGCUCGAGUUCGACCCAGCGACAUCCACGUGGGACGAGGCCGCGGACGAACCCAUAGAACCACUCGACGACGAAGACGAGACCGCGGCGCAACUGGCAGACCUCUCGAGAGCCGGCGCCGGCCCGAGUUACAGCAACGGAGGCAGCAGCAACAACCCAAGGAAACGGAAGGAUUCGCCCACGUCAGCAGAUGCCGCCGGCGGCGGCGGCGGUGCAGACAGACAACAGAGCGGUGACGGCAAUGGCGACAACGGCAACGGCAACGGCAGGGCGCGUCCAGCAAAGAAGGCCAAGCCGGCGCGCGCACCGCCGCCGCCGCGCCAGAACACGGCCGUCUACGUCACCGGUCUACCCGCCGAUGCGACGGUGGACGAGGUCCACGACCUCUUCUCCCGAAAAGCCGGCGUGAUUGCCGAGGAGAUUGACAGCGGCCGGCCGCGCAUUAAGAUGUACACGGACGAGGCCGGCAACUUCAAGGGCGACGCGCUCGUCGUCUUCUUCAAGCCGCAGAGCGUCGAGAUGGCCAUUAUGCUGCUGGACGACACCGAGUUCCGCUUCGAGCCGGGUCCGACGGGGGCAACAGCACCGAGGAUGAAAGUCCAGGCCGCCGACUCGAGCUAUAAGAAGACAAAGUACGACGAGGACACGAAGGGUGCGGAAGGUGGGGAUAAGAAGGGGGAAGGAGAUGCGGCCGCCACCGCUCGGCCGCAGCGGAGCACGAACAACGGGGACAAGCAAAAGAUUAUCCGCAAGACGCAAAAGAUGGCCGCGAAGCUGGCGGACUGGAGCGACGACGACGUGGCGGCGGCGCCGGUGGAGAGCACAUCGAAGCGCAACCGGACGGUGAUCCUGCGGCACAUGUUCAUGCUGGCGGAGCUGGAGGAGGACCCGGCGGCGCUGGUGGAGAUCAAGGAGGACAUUCGCGACGAGUGCGGCAAGCUAGGCAAGGUCACCAACGUGGUGCUCUACGACGAGGAGCCGGACGGCGUGGUGGCGGUCAAGUUCUCGGAUACGCAGGCCGCGCAGGCGUGUAUCCAGCUCAUGCACGGGCGGGCGUUUGACGGGCGGAUCGUGGAGGCGAGUAUAGCGAAGCCUCGGGAGAAGUUUAAGAUGUCCAGGGGACAGGUCAGCGAUAGCGACUAG
Molecule: messenger RNA, 1260 nt
Organism: Colletotrichum fioriniae
Lineage: Eukaryota; Fungi; Ascomycota; Sordariomycetes; Glomerellales; Glomerellaceae
Biological process (GO): mRNA splicing, via spliceosome
Cellular component (GO): U2-type spliceosomal complex; U2 snRNP
Molecular function (GO): RNA binding
Source: RefSeq, a predicted model, not a curated record